Messenger RNA from Pieris macdunnoughi, 438 nucleotides. The record is from the annotation of a GenBank genome assembly. NCBI's taxonomy places the organism in Eukaryota, Metazoa, Arthropoda, Insecta, Lepidoptera, Pieridae.
AUGGAACAAUGUAUCAAACUUCUCAAACCAUUCGAAGAGAUUACCAACAUAACCAGCUCAGGUAUCUCCUGCAUCUCUGAAGUGAUUCCACAUGCAAUUACUUUAUUAAAAUAUCUGGGAAAGGCUGAGAGAAUACCAAAUUUAGUGACAGUGAGAUCUUCACUGCAAGCUGAGCUUGAAAAGCAAUUUAACUUUGAUGAAAAUAAAAAAUAUCUGGUCGCUACGUUUCUUGAUCCACGUUUCAAAACAAGUUUCCUCGGAUUGGUUCAAGCAGAAAGAGCAAGACAAAAAAUUCUUCUAGAAGCUCUGAAACUAAGUUGUAAUGAUGAAUCUAGUAGUACUGAUGAAGAUUCUUCUCCACUUCGUAAGAAAAGAAACUUGAAUGAAAAUGAUAAGACAUUUGAAAUACAAGACAGUUUCUGGAACUGCUUUGAGUAA